Scleropages formosus (Asian bonytongue) is the source of this 1607-nucleotide messenger RNA. RefSeq lists its product as uncharacterized. The record is from RefSeq and is a predicted model, not a curated record. The transcript is spliced from 3 exons. NCBI's taxonomy places the organism in Eukaryota, Metazoa, Chordata, Actinopteri, Osteoglossiformes, Osteoglossidae. The coding region runs from base 17 to 1378 and encodes 453 amino acids.
GGCUGUGUGGACAGUGAUGGAUGGCGUGUUGGAGACGGCGGUGGCUCUGGGACUGUGCAAGGUGGCCUGUAGUCUCCUGUUCCUGCCCGCUGUCAAGACUUCUCCCAGCGCCGUCAGCCUUUGCUGCAGCGCCCUGCUGCUGUUCACUGACCUCGCGGUAACAGCGUUCCUGGCCCUCCUCUGGCUGCUUGGCUUCUGGCUGCCCCCGCUAACCUCAUCCAGCGACGCCAUUGCCCUGCGCUUCCUGCUCUUCCUCGGCCACACCUACGGCGAGGUGCUGCUGCUGACGAUUCCGUUCGUCGCCGUGGAGACGGCGUGCAGACUGCAGUGGCCCCUGUCAGGUGGAAGAGAGGCAGGCUGCGUGGCGCUGCAAGGGCGAAACAGAGCCACGGGAAGCUGGAGAGGCUGUGAAGAGACGGAGAGACUGCAGGGCGCCUGCACUCACGAUGGACAAAACCCGGGUCGCGGCGGAUGUGGAGCAUGGGACGGGGAGAUGGACGCGGUGCACUGGCAGCGGGAAGGGCAGAGAGAGUCCUUGCUGCACAUCUCUGGGUUCCUUUGCUGUCUGCUCAUCUGGGUGCUGUGCAGUCUGUGCAGCGGUCCUCACUGGGGCCCAGAGGUUCAGUGCACGGAGGCUUGUUUGCUGGCGUCUGGUUCGCUCUCCGCCUGCCUCCCGAACCUCCCUGCGGUGACCCUUCCGGCAGUGAGGGAUCCCUCGGUGACACUCUUCUCCCUGGCUCUCUUAGUGGCCAUGGCGCUGGUCCUCAGGGGCCUUAGGAAGGGCCCGAGUCACUCUAAGCCAUGCCUUCCAGGCCUCGAAGUAGGGAAGAGCAAAUGUGCCCAGAAGGAGGAAUUACAACCGGCCACAUUACACACAUCCCCCGGGACAGCAGUGGUCACGUUAGUGGUUUUGUGCCGGACGCCAGCGGCGAGCGCCGAGGAGACGCCGCACGGGCACCGCUGCCACGGACACGACAUCUGCCACCCCGUCUUGCCCACAUGUGCAGAAUCCCCCGAUGACCACAGCAGUCUCUUCAUCCACCCGCACUCGGGACCCUUGACACGCACGUGCUCCGAGUGCACCGUCCUUCGAUACGUAGCUCGAGCGCUGGACACGUGCUGCCCACGCGCUGCCUCUGCCCCCCACCAAACACCCGACGGCGAGCGACACGCAAAGCACCUCCAAAGGAGGCAGUAUAUUUCCUACUGGGAAGGAAGGCUGAUAACAGCACUCAUGUGUGGUGUCACACUGUGUUUCUUCCCUCCGGCCCUGAGUGUAAACACACUAUUGAUCUGGAGUGUGGAGGGACUGCUUGAAUGGGUCUUGAGGCAUCUACUGUCUAGGUGCGGUGAGGGAAUUGUCGAAAACGAGGUGUAACUCGCCGGAGAGAGACAAAAACGUGAGUCCUACUGUCAACGCUACAGACAGAGGGGAAGAUGGGUUGUAAUGCGUCUUACUGUCAUCAUCAUCAUCACACUGGGAGAGAAGGGGGAGCUUAAAGGGUCUUAUUGUCUUCACAUUCACACCGACUCUCUCUUACACUCUCAGAAUGAUGGGAAGAAGGUUCAACCCCUUCGGUGAUCCCGCGUCUCUGAGUUGUAUGUUC